This is a messenger RNA of Eucalyptus grandis, 1689 nucleotides long. RefSeq names its product cytochrome P450 736A117. Bases 10 to 1596 code for a protein of 528 amino acids. NCBI's taxonomy places the organism in Eukaryota, Viridiplantae, Streptophyta, Magnoliopsida, Myrtales, Myrtaceae. The transcript is spliced from 3 exons. Gene Ontology annotation, molecular function: heme binding; oxidoreductase activity, acting on paired donors, with incorporation or reduction of molecular oxygen; monooxygenase activity. The record is from RefSeq and is a predicted model, not a curated record.
AUCGUUCCUAUGGAGACGCAGAAACAACGAAAACCACCUUCGCCACUCGCAAUGUUCAGCUUCAACAUCUCAUCGCUGCUUUUCUCUACUCCCUCGCUGACCUCAAUCGCACUCGUCCUCUUCAUCACCUUCCUCACCCCCAGAUGCCUCCGCCUCCUCUUCUCUGCUGCCGCCACCACUAACCUCCACCUCCCGCCAUCACCGCCGAAGCUCCCAAUCAUCGGGAAUCUCCACCAGCUUGGGAGUCACCCUCACCGCUCGCUCCAAGCCCUGUCGAGACGCUAUGGCCCCUUGAUGCGCCUCCACUUCGGGAGCGCGCCCAUCCUGGUCGUCUCGUCCUCCGACGGUGCACGUGACAUUAUGAAGACCCACGACGUCAUUUUCGCCCAACGACCCAGGUCAACCAUGGCCGAGAGGCUUCUAUACGACCGCAAGGACUUGUCGCUGUCGCCGUACGGCGAUUGCUGGAGGCAAAUGAGGAGCAUCUGCGUCUUCCAUCUGCUGAGCAACAAGAGGGUCCAGUCGUUUCGAAUGGUGCGAGAAGAAGAGAUUUCUUUGUUUAUGGAGAAGAUUGAGCAGCACCGCUCGGUGGACCUGAGCAACAUGUUCGUGGUGCUGACGAACGACAUCAUAUGCCGGGUGGCUCUGGGGAGGAAGUACAGUGAAGGCAUGCAGGGCAUGAAGUUCAAGGGACUAUUGGCGGACCUGAUAGAGUUGGUGGGCAUUUUCGACGUUGGGGACUUCAUUCCGAGCCUUGGGUGGAUCAACAAGGUGACUGGUUUAGAUGCGAAAGGGGAGCGCGUCGCGGGCCUGUUGGACGAGUUCCUCAAUGAGGUGGUGGAGGAGCACCGGAGGAAGAUGGAGGAGAAGAGCGUCGGAGGCGGAGGUGAAGAUAGGAGAGACUUUGUGGACGUUUUGCUGGAGAUUCAGAAGGAGAAGACUCUUGGUUUUGCUCUUGGUGCCGAUAGUGUUAAAGCACUCAUCUUGGACAUGUUUGUCGGUGGAACUCAUACAACGUACAUGCUUCUGGAGUGGGCAAUGAUUGAGCUCUUAAGGCAUCCUGGAGCCAUGAACAUUCUCCAAACCGAGGUCCGCAAAAUCGUCAAUGGCAAGCCAAAUAUAACCGACGAGGACUUGGAGAAAAUGCAAUAUCUGCGAGCAGUGCUCAAAGAGACUCUUCGCCUGCACCCUCCGAUCCCGAUCCUCCCGCGAUUGUCAACCCAGGAUGUCAAAAUCCGAGGCUAUGACAUCGCGGAGGGAACUAUAGUGAUUGUGAAUGCAUGGACCAUUGGUAGGGACCCCAUGACGUGGAACGAGCCGGACGAGUUCAAGCCCGAGAGAUUCUUGAACAGCUCAGUGGACUUCAAUGGACAAGAUUUCGAGCUGAUUCCUUUCGGUGCUGGGAGGCGGGUUUGCCCCGGGAAAUCGAUUGUGAUGGCGACGACCGAACUUGUCUUAGCGCAUGUGGUGAGCAAGUUCGAUUGGGUACUGCCGGAGGGUCUGAAAGCGGAGGAUAUGGACAUGACCGAAUGCACUGGCAUUACCAUCCAAAGGAAAGUUCAUCUCCUUGCUGUCGCCACUCCAUUUCCAAGCUAAGGUUGUGCGAGGCUGCGAACAUGACGAGCGUGUGAUUAUUUGCUUUUGUAUCAUAUGGUGGACGAGAGAGACCAAAUGCACACGCUUAUGUAG